CACGUUUGCAGCCUGUUAUUGGUGGAACAGCAAAACCUCAAACUCCACCCAGGUGAUAAAAGGACGUUCAGCAGUCAGAGCAGAGCAGACGCAGGUGGCACUUACAGAGAGAGGACGCUGCCUUUUGGACCAACGCUGUUUCAUCACAGCAUUUAAUUAAAGCUAAUUUAAUUAAGCUCAACCGCCCCAGAAAUGACGCCACCAAGAGCCUCAUUCAGGCGAGGACCCAACGUGCAGGGGAGAGGAAACCAUGCAAACCUCCAGCCAUCGAGACGCAAUCUAAUCAGGCAGGGACGAGUCAGGCGAGGACCCAACGUGCAGGGGAGAGGAAACCAUGCAAACCUCCAGCCACCGAGACGCAAUCUAAUCUGGCAGGGACGAGUAGGGAUCCGGGAAAUACUAACGCCGAAAAGACAAAUGCUGAAGAUGAUUGUAUCAACUCUGCAGCCCUUGGAAUUGGCAGAAGAUGACAACUUUCUGGAUUUCGUCAAAGCACUAAACCCCUCUCAUCAAAUUCCUACCAAAUCUGAGAUACGCUCAGACUUUCUCAACAUCUACAAGGAAAACGAAAACAAGCUGCGAUCGAUCUUGGCCUCUGCUGAUGAAAUUGUGCUGACAUGUGAGUUGUGGUAUUUAAGACCUGAAGACUCCUAUCUGACGGUGGGUUGCCAUUUUGUGGACAUCCACGGGAAUCUCAUGUCCUACAUGCUCAAAACUACCAGCCUCUUCGGAGACGAAUCUGCAGCCAACAUUAAAAAUCAGCUCUCGGCUGUCAUGGAGGCUUGGUGUGUGAAAGAAAAGGUCCACAGUGUCGUCAGAGCUGGUAUGCCACAACUGAAAAAAGUUCAAACUAAAUGGACAGACAUGCCUUGUUUUGCUGACACCUUGAAUGUGGUAUUUAAGGAUCUGAUGAGUAACGAUGCGCUGUUGAAUGUUCUCAGAAAGUGUCAGAACAUCGUCAGGUUCUUUAAGUACAAUUCUGAAGCUGAGAGGAAGCUCAGAGCGAUUCAAAACCAGCUGAAUAUGGAACAAGACGAGCUGAUCAUGUACUCCGGGGACCGAUGGCUCCCUUGGCUGCACAUGCUCCGACGACUGAUGCAACAGUACCAGGCCAUGGUGAUGGUGUUCGAUGAGAGAGGCAAGACAGAUUUGAUUCUAAAUGAAAACGAUAAGGAGAAAAUCAAGAAGAUCAUAUCGGCUCUGGAACCUCUGAGGAAAGCCACGUCCAUGAUGAAAGGAGAAGGAUUCCAGACCAUUUCAGCCAUGCUGCCAGUGCUGAAGAGUCUCAUGGACAAUCUCAGAGAAGAAGAAAAGAGAAAGAAUGAUGUUGCCCGGACAUUACUGUCAAAAUGUAAAGAGGAAUUUGGUAACGUCAACAACCACCCGUUGGCUCUCAAUACAUUCCUCGACCCAAGAUUCAAAAACCAGCUGGGAGACCAAAACAAAAAACGAGCGAUGGAUAAAAUAAAGCGGGAGCUCACUCCAGGCCCAGCCUCCUCCUCUCCUACUAAACUGAAAGACCUACUGGAAAGAUACAUGGCCUACGAACCUACUGCAGAGACGUCAAACCCUUUGGCCUGGUGGAGGCACACAGGAAAGAAGAAUUUUGGUGAAUUAAGCAAGCUUGCCCUGAAGAAACUUGGGGUUGUGUCCACUGCCGUGCCCUUAGAGAGAGCUUUCUCCAGUGCAGGUGAUCGGUUCUGCAACCUCAGGAGCGCCAUCGAGCCAGAAAACCUCAACAUGAUCCUGUUCCUCAACAGCAACUGGUCCACAAAGUAUUAGAUACAAAUCUAUUGUUCUCUUUGAGAAGAUAAAGACACACACUUUUUUUUUUUUUUUUUUUACAAAUAAGCUUUAAUUAACUAAGAAAAUACAUAUUAAAACCAGAGACCAAAGCUCCACACUCCUCUGAAUUAGUUGUAAAAGUAAAUGUUUAGAUGUAAGGUGGAUCCGGAUGGAUUUUGGAUCAGAUGUGAAGGAGCGUCCGAGCUCCUUCUGGAUGCCUGUGCUCCUCACUCACACCAAGGUGAGCCCUGUCAGACGCUGGUUUUUGAAAUCUCAUUCUUUCGGUCGCUACCCAAAGCUCAGGGCCAUGUAGGUGAGGGUUGGACAAAGACCAGCACUAUCUGAACAGCUGAACAAUCACCGUGUAAAGAGGCUGUGGUUGUCAGAUGGUCUGGAAGCAGUUUUCAGAUGCUGUAAGACAAUCUGACAAGCACUUUGCCUGAAGCGGACUGAAACCUUUAAACAAAUCCAUUUUUAAUCUUAAGCUUCAACCCAACCUUCCGGUUUGACAAGUGCGUCUGUGCUGCUGGCAGCCAUCAUUUUUGCAAUCGUUUUUUGACUGAAUUUGGGGCAAAGAAGUCCCGCGGCUAAUCGUCCUUUGGUUCACACACCUGAUGUCCUAAAUGCACUCUGAUUGGUUCUGCCAGAUUCCCUUUGUGAUUGGUCUGAUGUCCACUUCCUCUCAUAAUAGACACCUGAUCUUCAGAAGUAACUUUUGAGUUUUGUGCAUUUUAUUCUUUGAAUUGGAUAAACGUAUGUUGUUUUUAUUCGUUGUUUAGUUGUUUUUUCAGUUUUUUAUACGAGUGGUUUGGUUUCCUCGUUGAGUUCAUCUCGGAGCCGAGACAGAGAGCUCCCCCCUGUUCUUUUUUAUGUCAUAAUUUAACUGUUUAAAGAUACUUAAAUGUACUUUAAGAACAUUUUCCUGAUUACACUUAAGUACUUUUAGUUUUUACAGAACAGGGAGUGUAACUUGAAUAUUUUAAGUAGGUUUUACUUUGUAAAAGCCAAACAUUUCAGCCUGACGAAGACGCCGUGCUGAUGGCCGAUUUGAACCUGCAGCCAGGUGAGGUGACCCGGUGAGCCGUCCCAGGUGAGCCGUCCCAGGAGAGCCAUCCCAGGUGGGACUGGUCGUCAGGCGGCAGGAGAGAGCAGACAUUUUUCAGUCUUCUGCAGGCACAGAGUCCUGGUUUUGUGGUGUUUCAGCGGAUCUUUGAAUCAUCCAGAAAACGUUUUAAUAUAUUGUUGAUGUAUUUUAUUUUCCUAAUUGUUAGAGACUGUUACAUUGUUUCAAUGUAUAACUGAAAGUUUUUAAACGGUUGUAAUAAAUACUCAUCUCUGUCA
Molecule: messenger RNA, 3126 nt
Organism: Siniperca chuatsi (mandarin fish)
Lineage: Eukaryota; Metazoa; Chordata; Actinopteri; Centrarchiformes; Sinipercidae
Exons: 4
Coding region: 193-1782 (529 amino acids)
Molecular function (GO): protein dimerization activity
Source: RefSeq, a predicted model, not a curated record